Colletotrichum navitas is the source of this 4928-nucleotide messenger RNA. RefSeq lists its product as uncharacterized. The transcript has 4 exons. Lineage: Eukaryota; Fungi; Ascomycota; Sordariomycetes; Glomerellales; Glomerellaceae. Gene Ontology annotation, biological process: long-chain fatty acid biosynthetic process. Bases 1 to 4845 code for a protein of 1614 amino acids. Gene Ontology annotation, molecular function: 3-oxoacyl-[acyl-carrier-protein] reductase (NADPH) activity; fatty acid synthase activity; holo-[acyl-carrier-protein] synthase activity. The record is from RefSeq and is a predicted model, not a curated record. Gene Ontology annotation, cellular component: fatty acid synthase complex.
AUGCAUUUGAAAUCCGAACGAGAACAAGAACGAGAGCUGGCGCACAUUUUGCUUGUAGAGCUGUUAGCGCAUCAGUUCACAUAUCCGGUGAGAUGGAUCGAGACACAAAAUGUUAUCCUCGGGGAGAUCGAGGCCGAAAGGAUUGUGGAAGUUGGCCCAAAAAACACUCUAACCAACAUGAUGAAAAAAACUUGGAAUCAGCGAUACAUCGUUUCGGAUGAAGUGAAAGGCCUCCGCCGGAAAAUUUUGGGUCUCGAAGAAGACCUUCCGGAGAUCUACUAUCAGUCGGUUGUGGAUGAGGAAGAGACACUUGAUGAAGAUGAUAAGAACACGCCCAUAGGAAGUGCUGAGAGACCGCCACAGAAAUCUCAAUAUGAGACACCUCCCAUCCAUCCGCUAAGAGAUUCGGAUGCAGAAGAAAACAGGCCUAUGACACAGGUGCCAAGGCUAGAAGAUAUACCGUUGCCGGUUUCUGCGGUUGUUCUUGCGAUUAUAGCUACGAAGCUUAAGAAAUCCUCUGACCAGAUUGAAACGACAAAAUCGAUAAACCAGCUUGCAGGGCGUUCGACCCUCUCCAACGAGAUUAUUGGCGACCUCCAUGCAGAGUUUGCAAACCAACUGCCCGACCGUGUCGAGGAACUACAAUUAGUCGAACUACUUGAGGCGCUUCGCAAUGCUCAUACAGGAACACUUGGGAAAAAGACCUCAGCUCUGGUGGCUAGUUUUGUUUCAUCAAAGCUGCCAGGAAGUCUCAGCCAUUCGAAAAUCCGUGACCACUUACAACACCGAUGGGGGCUGGGGCCGAUGCGUCAAGACGCAGUACUUCUGUUCGCGGUCACAAAACAGCUCGGCUCAAGACUCUCUUCCGAGGCAACUGCAAGAAAGUUCUUUGACGAUAUUACCGAGGCAUAUUUCAAACAGGAAGGACUAUCAGUUCCUCACCAAACAUCAUCACCACUUGGCGAUCAGAACGUCAAGGUCGACGCGAAGGCUUUGGAGCUUCUUGACAAGAGGGGGAAUGCGCUGUUGCGCGAUAUUAGCGAAGUCUUGAUUAGACAUAUUCCUAAAGGCAAGGAUAUCGCCAAAGAUAGGACAGGAGUCGAGUGUGCAAAAGACCUGGAUGAGCUUGACAUGUGGCGUAACGAGCAUGGAGACGAAUAUGCUGAAGGUAUCAGGCCACUCUUCGAUUUGAAGAAGCAGCGACUCUACGACUCUUUUUGGAACUGGUCUUGCCGCGAUGUCAUGUUAUUGUUCAGUCUGGCCAAGGAACCCAGUUCGCAAAACGCAAAGUUGAUUGAACAGCUUUCAACUUCCAUCAUUAACCGAUCUUGCGAGCGCUCUAUCGCACAGAUCCAGUAUCUUUACUCGAAAACCCAGGGCGAGAAGACCAACCUGGGUAGAAUCAUGAGACUCUGUCUUCACGGGAGCGUUUCUUCCAAGAGCCGAGAUCCCAAGUUCAUCGAUGACUCGGUCGAUCUGGCCCCCUUCACGACGGUUGACAUUGACGGCAACCUUAAGUUCUCUGAGGUACCGCGAUCGGCACCCUUUAAGGCUCGCAAUUCGUCCGAUACGAACGCACCAUAUCCGAUUAGUACAUAUAAUAAUGGAACCUCAACCAUAUCAGAGAAGCUCAGCUCAGCGUAUAUCGAAGAUCUGGAUACGGCGCGCCAUCGUGGGCUCACUUUCCGAGGCCGGAAUGUGUUGUUGACUGGCGCUGGCCGGAAUUCGAUCGGGUUCAGAUUGUUGAGAUUAUUACUUGAAGGAGGCGCUAGAGUCACCGUCACCACCAGUAGCUUCUCUCCUGAAAUCACAAAUAUGUAUCAGGCCCUCUAUUCCCGGUGCGGUGCCAAAGGAUCAGUUCUAAGGGUUGUGCCAUUCAAUCAAGGCAGCCGAAGAGAUGUUGAAGAGCUUUCAAGGAUUAUGGUUGAUGAUUGGGAUCUUGACUUCAUCAUUCCGUUCGCAGCUAUAUCCGAGAACGGCCGAGAGCUCGAAGAGUUGGAUUCGAAGUCAGAAUUCGCACAUCGACUGAUGCUUACCAACCUUUUGAGGCUGAUCGGUACUAUUGCAAGGAACAAACGGUCUAAAGGAGUCGCUCAUAGACCAGCUACAGUUCUUCUCCCAUUGUCUCCCAAUAAUGGUUCUCUGGGAAAUGACGGCUUGUAUGCGGAGUCAAAAAGGGGCCUGGAGCCCCUGCUCUCUAAAUGGAAGUCCGAGACCUGGCACGACUACCUCUCCAUCAUAGGUGUCGUUAUUGGCUGGACCAGAGGAACAGGGCUGAUGGAUGAAAAUGAUAUGGUUGCCCAAGGUGUUGAGGAGAUGGGAGUUCGAACGUUCUCCCGAGACCAAAUGGCUGCUUUCCUAGCCACUCUCCUGGGUGGCAGAAUAAAUAUGGCCUGUCAAUCUAUCCCGCUUAUUGUCGACUUGAGCGGUGGAAUGAGCGAGGUGAUUGGGCUAAAAGACAAGCUUGGGCAAAUACGUCGACGCCUUCAGGUUGAAGCAGAUUGUCGACGAGCCAUCCGAGACGAAGAGCGAAGAGAGGCAAUCUUGCUCGGUGACAGGGUUGAGAGCCAAGAACCCAAGGUGUUGUUGCCAAGAGCGAAUCUACGCGUACAAUUACCCAGGCUUCCGGAUUGGGAUCAAGAGCUAGCUUCGCUGGCAAAUAACUUGGAGGGCAUGGUCGAUCUGGACCGAGUAGUGGUUAUCACAGGGUUCUCGGAACUUGGACCUUACGGCAGCAGCAGGACGCGAUGGGACAUUGAGGCCAAUGGCACUCUGUUCUUGGAAGGUUGCAUCGAGAUGGCCUGGAUGAUGGGGCUCAUAAAGUACAGCACAAAUGCUAUGAAAGACGGCGAAACCUGGGCCGGCUGGGUCGAUGCGACAACCCUCGCCCCUGUCGAGGAGAGCGAGAUCUUGUCUCGAUACAUGGGCUCCAUUCUCGAGCAUACGGGUAUCCGAAAAAUCGAGCCAAAGAUUUGCGAUAAUAACUAUGAUCCGGAGAGGAAGAUGGCCGUGCAAGAGAUAGAGCUUACUCAAGAUUUACCGCCAUUCGAGGCGACUCCUGAAAUGGCCCGGCAUUUUGAACUGCAGCAUGGUGCGAAAGCAUCUAUCAGUAACAUGGAGGAGUCUGGCGUCUGUACAGUUCAACUCAAGGCCGGCGCCAGGAUCCUUCUACCCAACGCCAGCCAAUUCAAUCGUACGGUUGCUGGCCAGAUACCCACCGGAUGGUCCGCGAAACGGUAUGGGAUCGAUGACGAUAUCAUUGAGCAGGUUGACCCUGUCACGUUGUUCGCCUUAGUCUGCACCGUUGAAGCUCUACUAUCGUCCGGCAUUACCGACCCCUACGAGCUGUAUGAACACAUCCACUUUUCCAAGGUUGGCAUUUGCAUUGGGUCUAGUCUGGGCGGACUUUCUUCCUUGAGGCAAAUGCAUCGCGAUCGAUUCCUUGGAAAAACAGUCCAGGGAGACAUUCUCCAGGAAACAUUCAUCAACACAACGGGCGCUUGGGUUAACAUGCUCCUCACAUCCUCAUCCGGACCUAUCAAAACCCCCGUAGGCGCCUGCGCUACAUCCCUGGAAUCCCUCGAUACCGCAUACGAUCUCAUCGUUGCUGGCAAGGCCAAAGUCUGCCUUGUUGGCGGCGUUGAGGACUUCGUUGAGGACGUGUCCUACGAGUUUGGAAGUAUGAAUGCCACCUGCGACACAGAAAAGGAAUUCGCGGCUGGGAGAAGUCCUGCCGAGAUGUCAAGGCCUAUGGCAUCAUCUCGAAGCGGAUUCGUAGAGUCACAAGGAUGCGGAAUCCAGGUGCUUACGACCGCCCAACUUGCUCUGGAGAUGGGUCUCCCAAUCUUUGGAGUGGUGGCCUAUACAAGCAUGGCAGCAGAUAAAGUCGGCCGCUCUGUUCCAGCACCUGGCAGAGGCAUCCUGACGAAUGCCCGAGAGUCAACUCAAGGGCGGACGUAUGCCGCACAAUCGCCUCUGCUCGACAUAGGAUAUCGACGAAGAUUGCUCAAAAUGAGAAUCCAACAAGUCAACAACAACUUCGAGACCAACGUAGAUCUCAUGGAGCACGAAAUCCGCUACUUGAAAGCAAUGGAAACCGAAGGCUUUGAUGAGGACCGGUACCGCCGCGACUGCACUAAUGUCUUCGAAGAAGACGCAAAGAAGCAUGAGGCGAACUUGCGAUUCAGCUUGGGUAACGAGUUCUGGAGGAACGAGGAUCAAAUCUCACCCAUCCGAGGCAGUCUGGCUACUUGGGGUUUAGGUAUCGACGAUCUGAGUGUCGCAUCUAUGCAUGGCACGUCCACAGUGCAGAACGAUCUGAACGAGUCAUCGGUACUCCAUAACCAGAUGAAGUUUCUUGGGAGACAAGACGGAAACCUGCUUCCCUGCGUUUGCCAGAAAUGGCUGACCGGUCAUUCAAAAGGAGCUGCAGGGGCCUGGAUGCUGAACAGUGCCCUUCAGAUGAUGGACUCUGGCAUGAUACCAGGCAAUCGUAAUGCGGACAACAUCGACCCGGAACUACGCCAGUACAGCACCUUGCACUUCCCAAACAUAACAGUAAAGAAUGGUGAUGUCAACGCUUGCACAGUCACCUCGUUCGGGUUCGGACAAAAAGGGUCUCAAGCCAUUCUGGUUCAUCCGAAAUAUCUCUUCGCAACGAUCACCAGAGAAACUUAUGACAAAUACGUUCCAAAGAGGAAUAAACGAUGGCAAAAGUCAAACAGCUACUUUAGCCAUGGAAUUUCCCACGAGUGUCUUGUCAAGAUCAAGACUUCACCACCAUACAAUGGUUCCGACGAAUCCGCUGCACUGCUUGAUCCGACGGCUCGCUUCUCGAAACGUUGACGUUUGGCCCCCGACUCGACACUCCAAUUUGGACUCUAGGUGAAAUCUGCUCAUGAGAGCUACUGGAAUGGAAUAUGGCGAAC